This is a messenger RNA of Anisakis simplex (herring worm), 516 nucleotides long. Lineage: Eukaryota; Metazoa; Nematoda; Chromadorea; Rhabditida; Anisakidae. The record is from the annotation of a GenBank genome assembly.
AUGAAACUGCACUUAGCACUGUUUCCGAAAUUCGAUUAUGCAGUUGAAAACAAUUUGCAGGCGAAAGCACUACCGUUCGGUAAUUUUCAUAUGAACAAAGAGGCAGUUAAAGGCGUUAUUAAGGCCGGCCGACUGGAAGAAAACCGAUUGAGUCAGAAAGCCGAUACCUACCUCAAAUUCGGUCUUCCCAGAAUGGCAGUUCACGGUCAAUCAAUAGGUGAUUCUACACUGAGAACAAAUAUACCAUUGCAAGGAGCGAUGUUUGGUGAUCGGAAAUCUCGAUCUGAAUGGGACUUAACGGGAUUGAUGGCCUACCAAAUGGCCGAAGAGGUAAUUGGAACGCAACAGCCUGAAAACCACUGGAAUAGUUUCUUGCAAUCAGCUCGGCAUCAUGCUCAGUAUUUCUCGAAUCUGGAUCUGUUCCAACAACCAUCCGGUUUCAAUUAUCUUCGUUACGCAAAGGCUGAGGAGUUGAGACAAGAAAGCAGUAGGUGUGUCAUUUAUGUAUACACCUAA